Westerdykella ornata is the source of this 7832-nucleotide messenger RNA. RefSeq names its product protein kinase rad3. NCBI's taxonomy places the organism in Eukaryota, Fungi, Ascomycota, Dothideomycetes, Pleosporales, Sporormiaceae. Gene Ontology annotation, biological process: telomere maintenance; protein phosphorylation; DNA damage checkpoint signaling. Gene Ontology annotation, molecular function: protein serine/threonine kinase activity; protein binding. Gene Ontology annotation, cellular component: nucleus. The coding region runs from base 225 to 7826 and encodes 2533 amino acids. The transcript is spliced from 12 exons. The record is from RefSeq and is a predicted model, not a curated record.
GGGCAGGCAUCCAUGUCCACGAACCUUCGUCAUCGGACGUGCAUUCUGGUGAGCUGGCCCUCAAUACUGCUCACAAAGCUUGAAGAAUACUCCGUUCUAGGGAGACUUCUUGGUUAAAGCAUAUCUAUCCAAAUACCACCCCACAUACACCUUCUACGGCUUCCGGUAUACUCUCUGGAGCUGCUAUGUUAAAAUAAUGCAAACCCCAAACGACUGAAUCCACCAUGGUCCGCAAAGGCGGAACUUCCACACAGCAUCGGCCAGCAUCCACAUCAGCAAAAGGGAACACGAUUCCUCCACCCUCCACCAUAGCAGCCCAAAUCGUCAACAAUGCCACCGCUACCAAGAACUCCACCCUUAAAGGCCAGCCUCAGGACGGAGGAGCCACCACCAAAAUCCCCUUCCCAGAACUCCUCCGCGAAUUUCUUCGCAAUCCCAUCAUUGACGACCUCGAUCCCCAGCUCAACGUGCAAUUCAUCUCAACCAUCGUCGAGGCCGGACUGGAUGCUUUGAAUCAGGGGAACCCGUUCGCGCUGGAACGGCCGAAGGAUUUGGCAAGUGACAGCCUCAGAGCCAUUAGGAUCAGCAUAUGGCAGAUUCCCCAGCUGUUGCUUAGUACGAGGGCACAGAAAGAGGGGGAUGGGGUGGGGACCGAGCCGCCGGUGUUUCUCUGGCUUUUUACGAAGAUUCUGGGAUUGGUGGAUGUGGCGAGGUAUGAGGGCUUGCACAGUGAGUUGCGCGAACUGUUGAGUACGUUUUUGAAAGCAUUGGGUAGGUCGCAGGGGUUGUGGAAAUGGGAGGAGGUGGUUGCGAGGCUGUAUAGGGGAUGUGUUGACUCGAUUUUGUCUACUCUGGAGACGCCCGACAUUACACCUACGCUGAGCCCUCAAUGCCACAUCGUCCUCCCUCCAUUAACCAACGUCAGCGAUCUCUGGCCGGAAAGCCAGAGCGUUAUUGCACUCCCACAAGGCUGUCAGAUUACACUUACCUCGCGCUCCAAAGCCAUACUCGUUGGCUUAAUGCUUGUACAGAGUCUGCUUGAUUACAGUGAAGCCCGGCAUGAAGGGCAAAGGACUACUGUUGCACCCUUCUUGGAUAACUACCUCCCUUGGAUUUUGGAUAGUUGCCUUACGUUAUGGCGGUGCUUUAGGCUGGGAAGGCCUGUCGAGCGCAACACUGUGUACAAUGCUAUCGAAACCAACUUUAUGGAUGUCCUGGGGACGGCGACACUGCCUUGUAUUCGAUCCCGAGAUUCUCCAUAUUCGCUCAAAGCCGCCAUUGCGCUUUCAACAAAUCUGGCAGACCUCAUCCAGUCUUGCACAAAAUCUGGGUUCCCAGUGCCGAAUCAGACUCGCCUCGCCUCCUUGGUAGUUCGCCUUCGAGAGGCUAUUGAAAACCUGGACGGUGGUAGUGGAGGAACUACGGACCGGCGCAGGGAUAUCAAGAACCUCAUUACAGACACUAUGGCGCCCGUUAUACUAGGAACAUGCGAAAAUGAAGAGAGAUUUGCUUCGUUGGAAAAAGAUCUACAGCUUGCCUUGUGCCUAUGGACCUCGUCCGGAAACUGGCCGGCUCAGGUCAUCGAGUUGCGGAGUCUGCUAUGUUCCGGUACGAGCGAUGUGUUCUCAGAUACCACUCUUCAGGGAGAGUGUGCUUCCGUUGUCAGGGCCUUCAAACACCUGAACGUUGCAGAUGAUGAACCUCCGACUAAGCGGCGGCGCACAACUGAUUGGAUUCAUGACAACGAUCAUCUCGUACCCUACAAGCAGCUUGUCAUGAGGGUGACCGGUAGCACCCAGGAAUCGCCUGUCCUUGGCCUCUCUGGACUUCAUGAAUCCAUUUUGGAUAUCUACAGAGGCAGAGGCGAAGAGCCAAAAGACGAAACAACUGAUACCGAUAUGGUAGAUGCUGAACGGGAAGCUGGCGAAGGCAAACCUCUCGACAACGAUGGACAGAAUUGCGAGCUGAUCCAAGCAUUGGGAACGCUAGCAUGUGCCGGAACUCGAUGUUUGCGGCCACUUCAACAUGACCGGCCCGCCUCGUGGAAAGAUAUGGGGUGCGACUUGUGCGAUACUUCUCAGCCAUGCCAACGGACUGAGCAAGUAUUUUGGGACAAGACUACAUCCGGCGAUGACUGGAAAGAUGCGAUAGCGGCAAUGCUCACCAUCAUCGGACUGCAGGAAUUUCGGGAGUCCGCGAAGCCGCGGAUUCACAUGGCCCUUGCGAUCAGGAGGGUUUUUAAUCACAUCUCCAAUGCUGAGUACCUGAAUCUUGAGGACUCUGCUUUGGGUGAAUGGCUUCUGUCGUCAAUGAGUAGUUCGCUACGGGAGCUGAGGAUCGCGGCAGUGCAAGCUCUCAUGGUUUUCCUUCGAACUGACGUUCCUCAGCCUAUCAGAGGGAAGAACCGCAUGCUGGCGCUUGAAUUCUUUGAUACUCUGUCAAAGAAAGAUACGCUCUCCGUACAUGAGACGUUGAUCAUGGCUUAUGGUCAGGCGGCAAGGGUCUGUGGAGAAGACGAACUUCCCAUCAUCCUGCUUCAAUUGGUCGAGUACCUGGGGCAUACCAAUGCGUUAAUCUGUGCUAUGGCCUACAACGAGCUCGCAUCCGUCGCAGAUGCUUUCAAAAAGAAGCCUGUGGAUCUAUUACGCCCUUAUUGGAGAAGCAUCGGGGUCUCGUUGUGUAAAGACCUGCGCAACAAGCCACAGAAAGCGCAACAUCUCUCUGACCUCACCGAGCAAAGCGUCACUCACCUGCUAUUGUCGACUCAAGCCGACAUCCUUCCCUACUUAGUGCUGACAAAACGGAAAGAUAUCCUGCAGCAAAUAGCAACGGCGCGUGGAAGCAGCAUUCAGGAUGUAUGCAUCCAGCCGCAUAGGCACCUUGCUAAUAUUCUGGCUCUGCUGCUCUGCCAGCCUGUUUCAGACGUGGAGAAAAGUGCGAUGGACGCUUUGGUGGCGGUGUCUCCUGCCUUUGGCGAGAGUGGUUUCGAUCUGUCGGAUUAUGUCAAGUAUGAGCCAGUGAUGGUAGCCUGCGAGAUAUUGAAAUCUGCCGCCGAUCAGCACGAGUCGAAGAAACCACAGUAUCAUCGCGGCUUUCGUACACUCGUUGCCCUUGCGGACAUGAAGAACGGUCAAAGGAAGUCCAGUGGCAAGAAGAAGGCCCUGGAGGCGUUCUUUGAAGUCCACCUUCUAGGCAUUAUGGCACAUUUUUCGGAGAUUCUCGACUCGGCUGUUAGUUACCCUGUGGUCGAGAAGAAAAGAUGCGUUGGGGCCAUCAAUGAGAUGAUCACUAUAGCCGGCAAUUGUGCUAGCUCAGCGUUGCCCCAGAUUAGGGCUAGUCUUCAGUCGGCCAUGGCGGAUCCCCAGCUCUGUGAUCAGACGUUCUUGGUCUGGUCUGCUCUCCUUGCCGUGUUGGAUGAAGAAGACUUGGAGCUCGUUAUUGACCAGACCUUUGCCCUGAUCGUACAGAACUGGACAUGCUUCUCGGAGGAGACCCAUGUUGUCGCCAAUGAGACACUCAUGGGUCUGGUCCAUAAGCAUAACGCGCUGUUGAGGGAAAGGAUCGGCUACAUCCCUUCACUGGCUUCGAUACCGAUGCUGUCAAAACUAGAAGCUGAGCUUUCCCGCCUUAAGGACAAGGUCGACAAGGCCAGCCUUCUCAGCACAUUCAGUCAACGACUGAACGACGAGAACGCCAUUGUGGUGCGCCAUGCUCUCAAAGAACUUGUACGCUUUCUCGAGACGAACCAGAAAAUUCUACACCAAGCGGCUGUGUCUCAGAAGCCCUUCCCCGGGCUACCUGCGCUUACUCGCUCCCUCCUGGAUGCUUGUGUGCGAUUCGCAGAGGACCACCAAGACAUCCCUACCCUUUGUGCUCGCUGUCUAGGACAAGUCGGCGGGCUGGACCCAUACAAGGUCGAAACCGUGCGCGAGAAGAAGCAUAUCCUUGUGCUUUCCAAUUUCGAGCGUCUCGACGAAGUCAUCGAUUUCUGCGCGUUCCUGCUCGAGCGCGUUCUCGUUAAAGUCUUUCAUUCAACGACCAAUUCCAGAACACAGGGCUUUCUGGCCUACGUGAUGCAAGAGCUGCUCAGAGCCUGUGGAUUUACCACGCUUACUGUUCAGCGGCCGCGAGCUUCGCAGCCGAGUCCCGCGUUGCAGCGAUGGAUCGAGAUUCCUGAAACGGUGAGAAAUACAUUGACGCCGUUCCUUAGUUCACGGUACACGAUCCGUGGGAUAUCGAAUAGUAACGCGCAGGAGUAUCCGAUCUUCAAAGCUGGGGUCAGCCAUUCCGGUUGGCUUCGAGCUUUCGUGUACGAUCUGUUGCAGAGUGGGAAGGGGGAGAAUGCGCAGAUGAUAUUUACGGCGCUGGCGAGGAUUAUCAAGGGUCAUGAUUUGUCUAUAGCGACAUUCAUUCUUCCGUUUGCGGUACUCAACCACAUCAUUACUGGGGAAGAGAAGCAGACUGCGAAGAUUGGGCAAGAGCUGUUGACGGUGCUUCAGGCGGAGAAUCAAGUGGAAGAUCAGACCGAGGCCUCUACAAUCAAGCAAUGCAGUGAGAAUGUCUUCCAAGUUUUGGACUACCUCGCACUCUGGCUCCAGGAGAAGCGCAAAAGCCUGUCCGAUGCGAAGCUCAUGGCCGGUAAAACCGGCCGUGGUAUAUCCGAGGAGGAACAAAUCAAAGACGUCGCUGCCAUCAGUUGCGUCGAGCGUGUCCUUCAACUGAUACCUGCAGAGGUGAUAUCAAGGCGGGCUGUGGAAUGCGGGUCCUAUGCCCGAGCGCUCUAUCACUGGGAGCAGUACUAUCGGCAGGAGCGGCAAAAGGCAGAGGAUAAGGGGGAGAGUUUCGAAAGCGAUGAGCUGAUGCAGCAUUUGCAGUUGAUCUAUGCGCAGAUCGAUGAGCCUGAUUGUAUUGAGGGGAUAUCAGCGCACCUGCAGGUCCUGAAUCCUGAUCAGCAGAUCAUUGAGCAUCGGAAGGCUGGACGGUGGACGGCGGCGCAGAGCUGGUACGAGUUGUCUUUGGCCGAGAAGCCGAAUGAUGCGGAGACGCAGAUAAAUCUCUUGACUUGUCUCAAGGAGUCUGGACAAUAUGACUCCAUCUUGAACUAUGUCGACGGUUUUCAGGCCUCCAAUUCCUUUUCACCCAGCACACUACCCUUUGCGGCUGAAGCAGCUUGGUCGACGGGCAAAUGGGGUCAUCUUGAGAGGAUGCUAGGAUCAGCGUCUGAUUCCGGUAACUCCGCUUUGGACUUCAACGUCGGGGUCGGGCGGGCAUUACUGGCCUUGCGGGGUAAGCAGCCGCAAGAGUUCAAGACUUUGAUUGAAGCUUUGCGCGCGGCAGUGGCGAAGGACUUGUCGCCUACGUCGACUAUGUCGCUGCAUGCUUGCCAUGACAGUCUCGUCAAGCUGCAUGUACUCUAUGAGAUGGAGGCUAUUAGUGGUGUUUCGGCGAAUCCUGCGACUGAUAAGAGCGCCCUCAUCGAGACCUUGGAUCGGAGACUGGAUGUUCUGGGGGCGUACACGUCAGACAAGCAGUAUCUUCUCGGCGUGCGGCGUGCUGUCAUGCAAUUGUCAAGGAUCGAGUUCACCAACCUCGACGUUGCCUCAGCAUGGUUGACCACGGCGAGGCUCGCACGAAAAGCAGACUUCAUGGCUACAGCGUUCACUUCAGUGCUUCAUGCUGCGCAACUUGGAGAUGACGCUUCAAAGAUUGAGUACUCGAAGCUACUCUGGAAAGAAGGCCACCACCGGAAAGCCAUCCAAAACCUUCAGGGCGCAAUCACGAGCAACGCUUUCCUUAGCCGUGACACGGUGCCGGUCGAAGUCUCCGUCAGCAGGACCAUGGAGCAUGCGCAAAGCACCAACAAGGUCAAAGCACAAGCUGAGUUACUCCUUGCGAAGUGGCUGGACCGUGCAGGACAGACAAAGGCUCUCGCCUUGAAAGACGCAUAUGCUUCUGGCAUCAUGUCGUAUCCCAGGUGGGACAAGGGCCACUACUAUCUUGGUCGUCACUAUGACAAACUUCUCGAGUCGGAAAAAGCUCUCCCAGUCUCUAAGCAAACUAACGCGUAUUUUGCUGGGGAGUACAACAAACUUAUCAUCGAGAACUACGUCAGGUGCGUGGUGUACGGAACCAAGUACUAUUACCAGACGAUCCCCAAGGUCUUGACCCUAUGGCUGGACUUGGGAAUGGAAGUAGUGGCAGGGCAACCCAAGGGGCCCAGAGAGAAAGAGAUGUACCAACACAAGGUCAAAUACCUGGAAGCGAUCAAUCGACAUAUCAAGAGAUAUACGAAUGAGCGGAUGCCGGCUUAUGCUUGGUAUACGGCCUUUCCGCAGAUCAUCACGAGGAUCGCGCACCCCAGUGACACGGUGUGGGAGGUGUUGCAAACGAUUAUCGUGAAGGUAGCGGCGCAGUAUCCGCAGCAGGCUUUGUGGAGUCUCUUGCCAGUCACGAAAGCGACGCAACAUGACCGUCGAGCGAGAGGCCUUGCAGUAUUACAGAAGCUCAAGACGGAGACCGUGAAGAGGAGAACACACGCAGUCGACCUCAACACGCUCAUCGUCCACGGCCAACGCCUCACCGACGCCCUCCUCUCCGCCUGCGAUCAUCCCGUCGAACCUCGCGUCACCCACGUCUCCCUCUCACGCGACCUAGGCUUUAACACAAAGCUCGCCCCUUGCCCCCUCGUCGUGCCUAUUGAAGCAACCAUGACAGCCUCACUCCCUUCCACCAACGACAGCAAAGUCAUCCGGAAUCACAACCCCUUCCCCACGGACGCCAUCACCAUCUCGUCCUUCACCGACGACGUCCUCGUCCUCUCGUCACUCCAACGCCCCCGCAAACUCACCGUCCGCGGCUCCGACGGGCGCUCCUACGGCCUCCUCUGCAAGCCGAAAGACGACCUCCGCAAAGACCAGCGCUUGAUGGAGUUCAACGCCGUGAUCAACCGCGCCCUUACUCGCGACAACUCCGCCUCCCGCCGUCGCCUCUACAUCAAGACAUACGGCGUCACGCCGCUGAACGAAGAAUGCGGCAUCAUUGAGUGGGUCGAGGGCCUCAAACCCAUGCGCGACAUCAUCAUCCGUCUCUACCGGCAAAAGGGCGUCAACAUUGAUUACACGGAGAUACGAAACCUGCUCGCCGAAGCGUGCUCCGCACCGAACAAAUCCCCCAUCUUCACCGACGUCAUCCUGAAAAAGUUCCCGCCGGUCCUGUACGAAUGGUUCAUCGAAUCCUUCCCCAGCCCGGACUCGUGGUUCGCGGCGCGAACACGCUAUACGCGGUCGUGCGCCGUCAUGUCCAUUGUCGGCCACGUGCUAGGCCUAGGGGAUCGGCAUGGCGAAAACGUGCUCCUCGAGGAGGGCAACGGCGGGACCUUCCACGUCGACUUCAACUGCCUCUUCGACAAGGGCCUCACGUUUAAGCAGCCGGAGCUCGUGCCCUUCCGCCUCACGCACAACAUGGUCGACGCCAUGGGCCCGCAGGGGAUCGAGGGCGCGUUCCGCACCUCUGCGGAAAUCACGUACGCGCUCCUCCGCCAGCACCGGGACACGCUCAUCACGAUCCUCGAGACGUUUGUGCACGAUCCCACGGCGGAUUUUCUCUCCGCUGGCGGCGGGGGCGCGAGGAGCCGGAAGAGGCGGGUGGCGGGCGUGCCGGAGACGCCGCAGGAGGUGCUGGAGAGCGUGAGGGGCAAGGUCGAGGGGUUGAUGAAGGGGGAGACGGUGCCGUUGAGCGUCGAGGGGUAUGUGGAUGCGCUCGUGGGCAUGGCGAGGGAUGAGCGGAAUCUGGCGGGCAUGUAUAUUGGGUGGUGUGCUUUUUUCUAGGAGAAU